Molecule: messenger RNA, 1358 nt
Organism: Tachyglossus aculeatus (Australian echidna)
Lineage: Eukaryota; Metazoa; Chordata; Mammalia; Monotremata; Tachyglossidae
Product: nuclear autoantigen Sp-100-like
Exons: 8
Coding region: 63-1028 (321 amino acids)
Biological process (GO): regulation of transcription by RNA polymerase II
Cellular component (GO): nucleus
Molecular function (GO): DNA-binding transcription factor activity, RNA polymerase II-specific; DNA binding
Source: RefSeq, a predicted model, not a curated record
CACUGCGAGAUACCGCUCAGACACUAGAAAAAGGAAGGGCGGCGAAGAGCCGAGCACCACCCAUGGAGAGAACCGCAGAUGAGUAUCUUCUGACAAAGUUCAGAAAGAAGAAAGUGGAAAUUAGUUUUGCCAUAACUGAUUUCUAUCCUUUCCUCUAUGAAUUAAAAGAUUACCGCAUCAUGUCUGAGGAAAUGUUUGAGAGAUGCAGGGCACAAGAGAAGCCUAUGGCACAGGUGAUAUACGACGUCCUUGAAAGUCUGGAGGCGAAUCUGAACGAAAAGGUCCUGAAGGUGUUGUUCAGCAAAAGCAAUCUACAGAAUUAUCCGCUUUUGCAAAAAAUUCACAGGAGCUUCACGUAUGUGCAGGAGGAUAGCUCUUCUGAAGAAGAAAAUGACUUUCCAAACACAUCACAUUCAGAAAACGGGACAAGCUCCUCCGAGUCAGACAGUGAUAAUGGUUCAGACUUCCAGAGCAGUGGGGAAAGGAGCAAUGCAGAAGGAAAUUUGGGAGGCCCAAAGAAGACACAAGGUAGAAGAAGCUACAGAGGUCAAAGUGUGGAUUUCGAGUCUGAAGAACUCCUUGUAACCUGUGGAGAGGCUAAAGGAAUUUUGUUUAAGAAGAAAAUGCAGGAGAAUGUAAGGAACUGCAUAAGGAAUUCUGAUGGAGAGUGGUUAACACCUAGGGAAUUUGAGGUUAAAGGAAAUCGUGCGAGCUCCAAGAAUUGGAAGAAGAGCAUUUUUUGCUAUGGCCGACCUCUCAGCUUUCUACUAGAGAAAGGAUUUCUACCGAGCUCUUCAAGUGCAGUUAUGUCAAAUAGAAACAGCUACCGCCGCAACCUGAGGAAUUCUGGGUUUGCAGGUUCACAACGUCAACCUCAACGAGCAGAGGAGGAGGAAGAGGAGGAUGCAAGAAGUGAAUCCGAGGAAUUCAAUUUCGGGGCUAGAAGAUGCUCAGUAUGCAACAAGUUGUGCAAAUCAGGGGCCGGUCUUCGCAGUCAUAUCCGGGUUCAUAAAACUUGGUUUCCAUGACCAAUUGCAUACUGUUGGAUUGGGAGGGUCCGGCCCCCACCUAUGUGAUGAUUCCGACAGCAAAACUCUGCUUUGUUUUGCUGAGACUUCAAGGACUGCUUGGCUUGGCUGGGGGGUGGGGGGUAGGUACAUUUAUUGAUUUCAAGGGAGGGUUUCAGAGGAGCUUGAUAACUCUUCCCAUUAGACUCCACUGGGAGAGGUGGGGAUAUUUUCAGGUUAGUUGAGAGCUACACCCUGAUCAUAUUAGAAAGAAAGUUUUGCUCGGUGAACAACUGUGGGCAGGGAAUCUGUCUGUCUGUCUGUCUGUACUCUCCCAAGCACUGAAUAAAG